Messenger RNA from Malurus melanocephalus (red-backed fairy wren), 3379 nucleotides. RefSeq names its product gamma-aminobutyric acid type B receptor subunit 2. The record is from RefSeq and is a predicted model, not a curated record. NCBI's taxonomy places the organism in Eukaryota, Metazoa, Chordata, Aves, Passeriformes, Maluridae. Gene Ontology annotation, molecular function: G protein-coupled GABA receptor activity. Gene Ontology annotation, cellular component: G protein-coupled receptor heterodimeric complex; membrane. Bases 49 to 918 code for a protein of 289 amino acids. The transcript is spliced from 6 exons. Gene Ontology annotation, biological process: gamma-aminobutyric acid signaling pathway; G protein-coupled receptor signaling pathway.
AGAGACAUCUCCAUCCGACCCAUCUUGGAGCACUGCGAAAACACCCACAUGACCAUUUGGCUUGGGAUUGUCUACGCCUACAAAGGGCUGCUGAUGUUAUUUGGGUGUUUCCUCGCCUGGGAGACACGAAAUGUCAGCAUUCCUGCUUUGAAUGACAGCAAGUACAUCGGAAUGAGUGUAUACAACGUGGGCAUAAUGUGCAUUAUUGGUGCUGCUGUUUCAUUCCUUACUCGGGACCAACCCAAUGUGCAGUUCUGCAUAGUUGCUUUAGUUAUAAUAUUCUGCAGCACCAUUACUCUCUGCCUUGUGUUUGUACCUAAGCUCAUCACACUGCGAACAAACCCAGAUGCAGCCACACAGAACAGACGGUUUCAGUUCACUCAAAAUCAAAAGAAAGAAGAUUCAAAAACAUCAACAUCAGUCACCAGCGUCAAUCAGGCCAGCACAUCUCGACUAGAAGGAUUGCAGUCAGAGAACCACCGCUUGAGAAUGAAAAUUACAGAGCUGGACAAAGACUUGGAAGAGGUCACAAUGCAACUUCAGGAYACUCCUGAGAAAACAACAUACAUUAAGCAGAACCACUAUCARGACCUUAAUGACAUUCUUAGUAUACGGAACUUCACAGACAGCAAAGAUGGUGAGAAAGCCAUUUUGAAAAAUCAUCUUGAUCAAAAUCCACCAGCACAGUGGGGCUCAUCAGACCCUUCCAGAACAAGCAAAGAUCCCAUAGAAGACAUCAACUCUCCAGAACACAUACAGCGCCGGCUGUCCUUGCAGCUGCCCAUCCUUCACCACGCCUACCUGCCGUCCAUAGGAGGAGUGGAUGCCAGCUGUGCCAGCCCGUGUGUCAGCCCCAGUGCCAGCCCUCGGCACCGACAUGUGCCACCCUCCUUCCGAGUGAUGGUGUCGGGGCUGUAGGAGAGGGAGAUCAGUGCUUCCUGAACUGCUUUUAAUGACUGGACUGAACAUCUGACCUAGAACUCUGCUACAAACGUGAAACGUUGGCUCUUGGCGCAGAGGAGCUACCGCUGAGGCCCUCGUCACAGGAGUGCCCACGUCACUCGUGUGGAAAAGCGAAGGAGGACACAAGGAGUUUGAUCUGUAGCCUUAUUCAUGGAGUUUUUAUUUCUUCACCUAGAAGUCRCUGAAAAAUGUUUCUUCCAGAAUUUCUACUAGCAACAAGGAGGCUGGGAUUUACGGAUCUUGCAAAAAAGACACUAGGAAAAAAAAAACAAACCAACACUCAAAUGUCACUGGGCUUUAUGUGGCUGCUGAGAACAUGCAAUUCUAUACUGUAUCCAUGUGAGGAAAAUGCAGUGGUUGAGCUAUACCAUGUUGAAAUAGAUACACUCAUUUUUACAAGAGUUGUGUUAAAUCGCUGGAAACAUUCUGCACUGGUUAGUCUUGCUUCUUUUCAUUUCAGGGAUGAUGUUUAGUAGGAAAGAAGAAUUGUGAGAAAUGAUUCCUCGGGUGUCAUUGAGACUCUGCAGUGCUGUGGGCAGGGUCACCUUUACCUUGCAGCUGCGUGUGCAGCCCAAGCGGAGCCCGAAGCUCCAGCUCUGAGUUGCCACCRGCUGGAGAGCUGCUGAUUGCACAUGGAGCACUUCACCCUUCUCCAGGGGCAGUGAUAGUGACUGCUCACCAUCUGCAGCUUCAUUUUUAGCAAAGUUUCUGCACCUAUCUCAGAAUAAACACCACCAACCAUAACACACUAAACGGUCUGAAAAAGUCCUAGGGCUAAUAACUCAGGAAACUGAGGACAGAUGGGUAGURAAGUCUUAAUGUCACAGGAUGAAUUGUUUUUCCUAGUUUGUUUGAAUUGUGUCACACAUAAUUACAAUAAAAUUAAUUUAGUGGACUUGGGGGGAGGGAUUAGGGCACAGCACUUYGCUGCUGCGGGCAAAGCCUGCAGGGCAGGUAGAUGUGAAUACACACAAAUGUUUGCUUCGUACCUGUGUACGUGUGACAGUUGUAGCGGAUAAUAGAGAGGACAAAUCAAAUUUACCAAUAGAAUAUUUUUCCUGAAUCUUGAAAGGACUAUGAAAAAAAAAAUUAUGGAUUUUAUACUUUAGCUCCUUUCCCUGAACCAAAGUAAUUAGGAGGAACAAUCGUGGUGUACCGUCUGGACCAACUCUGGAGCCAAACCCUCAGRCACAGGUGAGACACACAUGCAGCUCCUUUUUCCAAGGGAUUGGAAAUGUGUCCUCUCACUGCCGGGGCUGUUUGCUCAAAGUAGGGGGGAAAAAACACACGAAGCACCCACUGAGCUCCCAGUUCUCUUUGAUCAACGUCUGUGCCCCUCAGACUAAACUUUUGGAAUAACAUUCGUACGAGGGUUUACAAAUCAGCAAUGACUGAAGCACAGCUGAAGGGUUCAUUAGCUGAGGGAUUUAACUGCAGCGCUGACAAGCUAGCAUAAAUCUCCAUUAAAAAUAAAACACACCUCAUAGAGGCCAAAACCAACAUGAAUAUGUAUCUGAAUCUUACAAUCAGGAGCAUCACAAAAUAUUUCACUUGGCACAUACAGUAAGAGAGGUUAUGGAAAUAUCUGUAGCUUUUAGAACAAAAAAAAACAUGUAAGUAUAAACACAGGUAAACUAGAACUCAUUACUCUGUUUAAGCACUAAACACUGAUGUCGUCACUCAAUGUGUGUUGACAGUAUUCUCUUGCUUUAUUAAUAUCAUCAGGGCCUGGUUUAUUUUAAAAGGAAUGUUAAUUUUUAAAAAGAGAAAAUUACGAUAUUGUAUAUAAUGUAUACACAAAGAUCUCUGUAGAAAUAUUAUUCCAACUUAGCAGGAAAUAAAAAAUAAUUCAGAAGUAUCGGACCAUUGGAGGUGAGUGUGUGUGUGUGUGUGUGUGUCUGUAACUUUGUGAAUACUGACUGUGUGACGUUUAUUAGGUUUAAACCAUGCAGUACAUUCUUUGUCUCAAUGAUACUGUAGUUUCUCCCAUGACAUUUUUUUUUACUUUACUGCAGAUAACAAGACCAACCAAGUGAAUAUAGCUAUUUAAUGUUUCUGUUCUUUUAUACUGCAGCAAAAAUGUACUGUAAAUUUAUGAAGAGGCUGUGCCCCAAUGGCAUUUUCCAAUGAUGUUAGUGCACAAAUGCUUUAAACUAGACUGGAACUGCCAGAAUAAAAUGUAAAUGAAGAAUUUCUUGUAUAACCUUAUACUGCAUGAGAUCAAUUUUUAAUAAAUUGUUGCAAAUCUGUUUUUAUGAAUAAAAUAUAUAAAACUUAGCUUUUUGGACUCAAUGCUCUCUUCCCCUAUAGCAAAAUAAUUUUUUAUGAGUGUGUGUGUGUGUGUAUAUAUAUAAACAUGGAUAUAUAUAAAAGCCUCCUUGGACAAGAGGAAUCCUAUUACAACACCAUAUUUUAA